Molecule: messenger RNA, 5889 nt
Organism: Marmota monax (woodchuck)
Lineage: Eukaryota; Metazoa; Chordata; Mammalia; Rodentia; Sciuridae
Gene: Draxin
Product: dorsal inhibitory axon guidance protein
Exons: 6
Coding region: 7-1017 (336 amino acids)
Biological process (GO): Wnt signaling pathway; axon guidance
Cellular component (GO): extracellular region
Source: RefSeq, a predicted model, not a curated record
GGAGCCAUGGCGGGGCCCGCCCUCCGCAGCGCCGCCCUGCUGUUCCUGGUCCUCCCCGUGCUCCUGCAGCCCAGCGUGGCAGAGUCCCUUGCACCCGGAACGCCUGCCCGGAGCCUGCCUGAGAACCUCCUGGACUUCCCUGCCCCGUGGACACCGCAGGCCAGCCACCACCGCCGCCGGGGCCCGGGCAAGAAGGAGCGGGGCCCGGGCACGCCUGGCCGGGCCCAGGAGGGGGCGGGGGGCACCACCUCCAGGCAGGCCUCUAGGCUGCCAGGGGCUGGGGGGCUGCUGCUGGACAAGGACCUGGUCCCGAGGCUGGCCGUGCCCUCCUCGGACAAGGAGCCCAGGUCCCCAGGGUGGGAGAGGGUGAAGAAACGCAGCAGGAAGCACAAGAGACGCCGGGACAGGCCGGAGCCGCACCGAGGCCGCGCCUUGGUCCAAGGCCCCAGCUCCCUGAGGAGGAGGGCGGAUCUCUCUGAAGACCCCUCCCUGGCUGCUGCCCCUGAGGAGUCCUCCACCAGCCUGGCGCCCACCAUGCUCUUCCUAACCACCCUGGAGGCAGCACCUGCCACCGAAGAGUCCCUCAUCCUGCCUGUCACCUCGCUGAGGUCCCAGUCACAGCCCAGGUCUGACGGGGAGGUGAUGCCCACGCUGGACAUGGCCUUGUUCGACUGGACGGAUUAUGAAGACUUAAAACCUGAAGUCUGGCCCUCUACCAAGAAGAAAGAGAAGCACUGGGGUCUGUCCAGAGACAGCAACGGAACAUCGCCAGCCCAAGGGCAGCCCUGUGACCAUCACCAGGACUGCCUGCCAGGGACCUGCUGUGACCUGCGGGAGCAUCUCUGCACCCCCCACAACCGCGGCCUCAACAACAAAUGCUUUGACGACUGCAUGUGUGUGGAAGGGCUGCGCUGCUACGCCAAAUUCCACCGGAACCGCAAGGUCACACGGAGGAAGGGGCGCUGCGUGGAGCCCGAGACCGCCAACGGCGACCAGGGAUCCUUCAUCAAUGUCUAGCGGCCUGGGGGAGGCGCCUCCCCAGUGGCCAGGGGACGGAGUCCGGAGGUUUGGAGAAGCCGGGCAAUUUGUAACUAGCAGUGCGACAUCAAGUGGGGGACCAGAUGGCGAAGGCUGCAGUUGCAGGCUCAGGACACUCAGCCCCAGAGGGGAUCGCUGGGCCCCCUAGCUGCCCCCUCCCAGGUGACAAACCGCGGGCCAUCUGCACCUGCCCAGCCCACCCACGCGACCUGCACCUGCCCAGCCCACCCACGCGGCCGCUCAGCCCACGCAUCCGGCUCUCCGCGAUGGCCACGUCGAGAGUGCCCUCUACUGUCCGUCAGCAGCACUGCAGGCGCCUCGAGUUCACACCGAGGUUUUGGAGAGUGAAACAGACCUAGGACUCCCCAGGCAGGAGAUGAAGCUGGAACUCUCUUCCGUACCAGGCACGGUGCUAAGGGCUCCGUAUGCGUUAUCUCUUGGAAUUAUCACAAUGACCUUGUGAAGCCUGCACGGUCAGCAUCCUGUAGGUGAGGACACGGAGGCUCGCUUGAUUUACUUGGCUUGUCCAGGGUCUCAGAUCAAUGAUCCUCAAGCCUUAACGUAGGUAAGAGCCGCCGGGGUCUAGUUGAAAAGCACAUUCCAGUUCAGUAGAUGGCGUUGGGAGGGAAGGCUCUGAACUGGGCCUGAGCUAUCAAGCUCCAAGGCCCAAGUUCUUGCCCCUUCACAACCUAGAACUUAGUCCAGGUUCUCCCCGGCUUUCUGCAAGAGAGAUGCGCUCCCUGGGAAUUCCUUUCUCUGUGGCUGGAACAACUUGUCUGUUCUCCACCUUCCCGGGACACAGGUGGAUUACCUUUAAAAGCAAGAUGACAUGGACAGUAAGCAUCGGCCUGUGUGUGAGGAUGGCUCUGGGCAAAUUGGCCCCAUAUCUGGUGUUGAUGUUCUGAGACAUGAAGUGUGCAUGGGGACAAUCACGUUGCUCUGAAGUCCCUGUGGUCUUACUCCUCAGCAUGUGGCACGCACUUCCAAGGUGUCCUGAGAGCCUCUACCCCAGCAGUUCUGAAGCAAGCAUGGUGACACACGGGCACCGGUCAUCUGUGUACACCCACCCUGCACACUGUUUAGUGAUCCCCAGGUCACCCUGGAGACCAUCCCUGGGCCCCACCCCAUACUUCUGCAGCAGACCCCAUUGGAAGGUGAAGGUACCUCUGAGAUUGGGGUGCUCCCCAAAGGACCCCAACAGGCGAGGCCCAUGAUGCCCACCAGCAGAUCUGCCUCUGGGGUGGAGACAUCCAUUUAAAUCCCCCCACCUGGCAUGUCACUCCUGGCCAACUGUCUGGCCCAGGGCAAAUCAGGUUGCACAUGACCACACUGUUGGCCAUUCAAACCCCUCCCUGGCCUGGACCAUGGCCCUAGGGUGCCAAGGGCUGUUUACCACUUUGAGAAAAUCAGUUGAGGUCAAGGGUUAGGCACCAAGGAAAGCAGGCAGAUCUAGAAGAAAUCAAAUAUGCCUGUUCUCCUCUCCCUCUUCAAGGUUGAUAGGCAUGGGAAUCCUGGGGGCAGAAGGGAGGGUGGGGAGCUGACAGGGAUCAAAGCUGCUGGUUGGAAAGUGAAUCUGCCAACAGUUUUGUGUCCAAGACCGACAAGCCCCACGCUGGGCGCCUCACACAGCGAGGCUGAUUCUGGAUUGUGCUGGCUCUGUGGGGCAGGAUCCCAAGGGGCGGCUUCUGACAGCAUUGCUAUGGCUGGAGCCAGGGUUGGAAGGCCCAGGACAUCAGCAGUGGAAAACGCAGACGGUCAGGGCAAAGCUGAAAGGCUGCAGAAUCAUCCCUGCCUCCUCCACAGUCCACAGCUGGAAAUCCCAGGCCCUCGUCUUUGCCCUAGAUACCUCCAUUUUGCACUGGGCGGGGGAGAGGGUGGGAAGGUGGAAUCUGUUUAACUCUCAAGUUGGGGAUCCCAAAGCCCCUCAAGUGUUUCAUCCACCUCUCUUCCAGGAAAGUUCUUCCUUGAGUCUACCUUUCUUUUGCUGGUACAGUCGCCAAUUUCCUCUAAUCCAGAACUCAGCAAACUUUUACCGUGAAAGGCCGAAUAAAUAUUUUAGACUUUGCAGACCAUACAGUCUCUGCCGAACUACAGAACGGCCAUAGCUCAAAGCGGCUGUGGACAACAUGCAGAUGAAGCCGCUUGGCCAUGUGCCAGGGGAACUAUUCACAGAAAAAAUUUGAGAGUCAUGUAAUUUUCUGUGUCACAAAAUAUUCUUCCUCUUUUAGAUUUUCUAAAACCACUUAAAAUGUAAUAUAUAUAUAUAUAUAUAUAUAUAUAUAUAUAUAUACACUUCCCUUGCAGACUACCCCAAAACAGGCCUUCGGUCAGACUUGUCCAUCUUCGGUCAGUCCUUGCUCCAAUCUGUCACUUCUUAGCAAACAUUGGAAUAAUCUGGGGAACUUCCAAAGACCUAGGGUCCAGGUGACAAGACUGUUUUGAUAUGGAUUUUUGUUUGUUUUGUUUUUUGCAGUGCUAGGGAUCAGACCCAGGGACAUGCAUAUACUGGGUCACUGCUCCACUCUACUUGGUCGGAGUCGUGGUCUGGGCUUCAUAUUUUUCUAAAGCUCCCCCGGUUCUCUGGGGCACCUCUUCUCUGGGCUCCCAUCUCUUACAGUCCAUGUGAUGAAUAUAGCCUAUUCCACCUCUCACCACCCUGCUGACCUUUGGAAAGUUACUUAAGGUUUCUGUGCCUUGGUUUUUCAUCUGUAAAAUGGGGCCUGGGGCUACAGGUGUGGCUCCAUGGUAGAACAUUUGCCUAGCAUGUGUGAGGCCCUGGGUUCAAUGCCCGGCACUACAAAAAUAGAAAUAAAAUACAACAGGGAUAAUAACUUUCCCUUCAUAGAGCCAUUGUGAAGAAUAAAUGCAUAAUUCUUAUGGGGGAUUUGGAAUCGUGCAGACACACGACAAACCCACAGGGCCACCUGGCAUGUCACUCCUGGCCAACUGUCUGGCCCAGGGCAAAUCAGGUUGCACAUGACCACACUGUUGGCCACUCAAACCCCUGCCUGGCCUGGACCAUGGCCCUAGGGUGCCAAGGGCUGUUUACCACUUUGGGAAAAUCAGUUGAGGUCAAGGGUUAGGCACCAAGGAAAGCAGGCAGAUCUAGAAGAAAUCAAAUAUGCCUGUUCUCCUCUCCCUCUUCAAGGUUGACAGGCAUGGGAAUCCUGGGGGCAGAAGGGAGGGCGGGGGAACGUAGUUCCUAAUCAUAGUUCUGGGAGACUCUUGUUAGUCCUUCUGGUCUCAGUGACUCAUCGCAUACUCAGAGGUGAUUCCUGCCACCAUGCAGACUUCGAAGUGCGUUCAUAGAAUGCUGAGCCGUGUGAUGCUCUGUUAGAAAAAAGGGGUGGGGUUCCAGGAUCAAAGUGUGGAAGAUUGUUCUAGACACAACCCUGAGCAGCAGGCGCGAUUCCAGGAGCUGUGGCAGAGCUGGAGGAGCAAGUGACUUUUCCCAAGUGUAAAAUUGUUCCGUGGGGAGAGCUGAGCAGGGGCCAAGAGGAAGCCGAUAGCUUCUGGGACCACCACCUGAGCCCACCUGCGGAUCCUCCAGCCGAAACCUCGACACCAUUCCCAGAGACCAAGAUCCCCUCCACGACCAGGGGCUGCCUUUCUGUGCUUGGUCUGGUGACUCCAAGGGUGGUUUCUGUGCCUGCCGGGAGUGAGCUGAGGGUCUGAUGACAUGAGAGACAAUCCUCCUGGGAAAGUGACAGCUUCAUUUGCUCCUCGAAAAGUGACUGAGUCACAAGUCAAAUCCCAAAGCCACAACCCCUUCUACCACUGAGAUGCCAGCAGGUGGAUCCUUCCAAGAAGCCAGAACCCACCGACAGGGACACAGUGGGGCCGUGGCCUCACGAUGAGGUUCAACUUUGCAGCUGGAUACACUAGACAUUGAGGUCACCUGCAAGGCACACGUUUAGAAACAACUGGAGCAGCCCAGAAAGUAAGCCACCGAGGACUUCCCAGGGCCGGGCUGGACACCAUCCCGCCAAGAUCAAGUCAUGCUCACAGUCAUGCAGUAGCCAGUGUGUGCAUGUGCCCGGGAGGCUGCGGGCAGGGGUGGGCCGUUGCAGAACCAGGGGUUUCUAUUUCAGGGAGUCCGUUUUCUGGAUUCUAAGGCGGAACAGGUGAUCUGAUGCAGGAUUCCUGGGGCCACUUCCGGCUGCGAGAGGCUGUCUAGUCCUCACCCCUCACCAUGUGGCCUAGGCCUGCUGUAUCACCCAGGAGCCUGGUGGAAGCACAGAACCUCGGGCCCCACCCCUUCUACCUACUGAACCCGAAUCUUGGUAUGUGUGUCCGGGUGACCCAGCCACCUGGCUUUUAACAAGUUCUCCAGGUCAUUCUUGUGCACCAUGAAGUUUGAGAGUCCCAGGUCUGCGAUGCAGGAUGGAAAACAGAGAUGUGGGAUGGCUGGGGACGUUGGGAUGACUCAGGGCAUUGGUAUUCAAACGUGUUCUCAGAGAUCCCGCUUGCUAUACUGCUCAGCCUUGCAGCUCUGAGGCCCCGCCUCCGGGGCUGGCACUGGUCCUGUGUUUAGAGGAAAAUGGGUGGGGCACCUGGGCUUAGGACCCUCAGUCAUAGGGUUUUCUGACUUAGGGAAUUUCCCGGGGAGGGGUUGUGGCUCCUCCUGAAGGUGUGGGAGCAGUGGGGGGGCUGCACUCUUGCAGACCUAGGACGUCAUGUUGCAUGUGUGCUGCGAGCUGUAAAUAAAGGGAUGGUGGCUGAGCUGCCUGGCCUCCUUCUGUUCCUCCAGCAGAUGGUCUGUCUGGGAUGACAGAGCAUCGCCAGGGCCCUUGAAGGGACCCGAAGCCCAGUGUUUCCCCUGCCAUUUCCCGUCCCUCACUCCACACAUUU